UAACAUUGAGUGUCCUUUAUUUUGUUUAGGUUCAGUAGAUCCAGCAGAGUUCAGGAAAUUGCUCAGAAAAAGGAAGGGUGUGGACAAACAGGAAGCUGUGAAAGAACCUGGAGAAAUCGAUGAAAGGUUCUGGGAAAUCAUCAUGAGUGCAGACAGGAAGGACUAUGAACGAAUCUGCGCUGAGUUUGGUGUCAAAGACUUCCGUGUGAUGCUGAAGAAACUCAGUGAGAAGAAAAAGGAGAGACAGGAGGAACAGGCUAAGUAUAUUGAGACCAUCAAUAACCUGAAACAUAUUGAUAUUAAAGGAGUAGGCAUUGCUUCGUUUGAGUUUGACCUUGAGCUCAAAGACCCCGCCAGUAGGAUUUUCCUCUACAAGGAUGGUGUAAUGAUUCCCUAUAGUGAUGAAGAAGAAAUGAAACACAGCUUAAAGACUGUUGGGAAGAAGUUAAUCUUCAGUGUGCGGGACCUUAAGGCAGAGGAUGCUGGGCUCUAUCAGGUGGAUGUUGAGGAGGUCAAUCUCUUCUCUACAGACUUCAAGAUUCCCACAGUGGAUUUCAUUGUCAAGAUCCAGGAGGUGAAGGCCAAAGAGAGAGAGGAUGCUAUGUUUGAGUGUGUCCUGUCACAUCCCUGGCCCAGAAUCAAAUGGAUGGGCAAGAAUGCCACUCUGGAGGAGGGAGAGAAAUACACUAUAACUGUGUCAGAAGACAAGCUGAUCCACAGACUGCUAAUAAAGGACUGUAGCCAGCUGGACAAGGGCAUCUACUCUGCUGCGGCAGGAAUCAAGACAUGCAGUGCCUGGCUGAUAGUGGAAGAUCCAGGAGUUCAGUUCGUAAGCGGGUUGUCAAAUGUCCAUGCCCUCAUUGGCCAGCCUGCUGAACUGAUGUGUAAGCUGAGCAGUGAUGAUUGUGAAGGGGCCUGGUACAGAGAUAGCAAGAAGUUGACAGCAGAUGAUGGACACAUAAUGUCCAGAGAUGGUGCAAGCCACAAGCUGGUCAUCAACCGUUGUCAGGAGGAAGACUCUGGAAAAUACCGCUUUGAGGCAGACGGGCGUAAAACUGAGGCAAUGCUGAAUGUGGAAGACCCUCCCAGGUUUGACCCUGAUGAUCUGUCUGCGUUCUCUCAGCCGGUCAUAGUCAAAGUGGGGAAUAGCGCCACGUUCAAACUGCCCUUUGUGGGCCGCGAGCCCAUGAAGAUCCAGUGGUACAGAAAAGGAGAGGAGCUCCUGGACGAUAACACCACCAAGAUAGAGAAGUCCUUCACCCAAAGCCGCCUGCUCCUCAGCAAGUGCCAGCGCAAAGACACUGGAGAGAUCAAGAUCAAGCUCAAGAACGAACAUGGUACCAUGGAGGCUAUCUCAAGACUCAUCGUCCUCGCCUUUCCUAGCAGCCCUGCCCCACCAAAAGUGGCUAGUGCUUUUAACAACUGCAUCAACCUGACAUGGUCUCCCCCGACCGACACUGGCGAGUCUCGCAUCCUGGGCUACAACUUGGAAAAACGCAAGAAGGGGAGUAAUCUUUGGAGUCCCGUCAACCCUACAGAUGAGCCUAUCCAAGAAAAGAAACGUGCAGUGACAGAUGUUGUAGCAGGGAACGAAUACGAGUUCAGAGUUUAUGCUAUCAACGUCUCUGGACUCAGCGAGCCCAGUUCCCCUUCAGAGUUUAUUUUCGCAAAAGACCCAAAGAAACCCCCAGGGAAAGUGGAAGAUCUGGAGGUGGCAGACACAUCCUACACCACCCUCUCCCUGUCCUGGAAUAAACCCACAGAGGAAGUGGGGGUCCAGGAUGAGGCCAAAGGGUAUUUUAUAGAGGUCAGGCAGGCUGAGUGCAUAGACUGGACCCGCUGUAACGUCACCCCCAUCAUCUUGACCACCUUCACUGUGAAAAGCCUGAAGGCCAUGGCCAUGUACUGGGUCAGGGUGAUCGCUAUCAAUGAUGGAGGAGAAGGAGUGCCCCAGGAUCUGGACAACUACAUCCUGGCCAUGCCUCCACCUGUGAGACCAUGCUUCACCGAUAAUAAGAUGAAGAGUUUCAUGGUGGUGAGAGCUGGAAAUUCUGUCAGGAUCCUCUUAAACUUUGAGGCAUCCCCAUGGCCAGAAGUCACGUGGCUGAAGGACGAUGUUCCUUUGCUGAAGCGGGUCAAUAUCUCCAACUCUGAAUCGUCAUCUCAACUUCUGAUCACUUCCUCUGAGCGCUCUGAUUCAGGGAUCUACACCAUAGUGGUCAAAAAUCUAGUGGGCCAGGAGAGCUUCAGUGUGGAGGUCAGGGUUACAGAUGAUCCCAAGCCUCCAGGACCAGUAGAACUUGAGGAGAACGUCCCAGGCACUGUGACUGUGAUUUGGGAGCCAUCCCCUGAUGAGAAGCGUGACGACCACCUUCACUACUCUGUGUCUAAACGGGACUCCACCAAAGGCUCAUGGAGCACGGUGGCCGACAGGCUCUUCAACAACAAGUUCACGGCUUGUAACAUUAUGCUUGGCAGGGAGUACCACUUCAGGGUCUACGCCAAGAAUGACAUGGGCAUGUCUGCUCCGUCUGAGUCUCCCACUUGGGGAAGCGAGAGGAGGAAAGACAAAUUUGUGGUAAACAUGCCAGCCUACAAAACGUGUGAUUUGCGGACCGCUCCAGCCUUCCUUGUGCCACUGAGACAGCACACAGCACCCAAAGGCUAUGAGUGCUAUAUGAGCUGUGCCAUAAAGGGAAAUCCCAAGCCUCGCGUCACUUGGUACCGCAACAACAUCAGCCUCAACACUAACACCAACUACUUGAUCACCAACAUCUGUGGUGUCUGCUCCUUGCUGAUACUCCGUGUGACCCCCAAAGACUGGGGCGAGUACAACAUCCAAUUAGAAAGUGCCCUGGGGAGGGCCGAGUCCUCCACCAAACUCACAGUCAGAGAAUGAAGAAACAUUUUACAGUGCUUCAGUAUGUAGAGGCGUUAUUAUGUAUCAAGGUGGAAAAUGUCAAUUUUGUUAUAUGAUUGAAUUAAGUUAUUUUCCAAAAUGCAUGACUGUACUGCUUGUAAGACAUGCACUGUGUUUGUUGAGGCUAGUAAGUAAAAAUGACAAGAGUGAUCGUUUUUGAUCAUUAUGUUUGAUGUGGAUAUUUCACAACCUAAAAUGACCCAAAUCGAGAUGGCAUUGACCCAACCUGGGAGUUGGGGUCUCCUAGACUUAAAUUAAUUCUGAUCCUAAAUCACUUGAGAUUACCAAACCCUCUCCAAUUUUGUUGUCAUGUUAAACAUACUAAUUUCAUGCUGAAUAACGUUGACAUUCCGAUUAAAAACAUACUAGAAA
Salvelinus sp. IW2-2015 is the source of this 3292-nucleotide messenger RNA. NCBI's taxonomy places the organism in Eukaryota, Metazoa, Chordata, Actinopteri, Salmoniformes, Salmonidae. The record is from RefSeq and is a predicted model, not a curated record.